AUGGCGGCGACAAAGCAGCAAGAAGUCUUGCCCGUGUUGGAGCAAAUGCCCAUUCAGUUUUCACACCGUGUGAUCAUGAGCUGCAUUGAAGAAAUCAAGCUGCGAGUCGAGGCGGCGCUGUCGAUGCUGGCGAACCCUCAGAAGGCACAUCUGUUCUCGGUCAAGAUGAUGCGCAUCGAUACCGUCGCUGGCCUGCUGACCACAGCCCUCUCACGCACCUAUCCACCGCUCUUGCCCCCGCACAUCCAGGAGAUGUUUCAGAACCCCAAUGGCCGCUUCUUCUUCGAGUUGCUGGGCAUGCUUCCAGAACUGAACCGAUACCUCUUUGUCGAGAUCCUGGAUGUCUGCUGCGCACUGGUGGAUCAACAAAAACACAACCAAAUCUCACACUCAAAACUCGCAGUCUUCCCCGGAUCAUGCUGUUUCGGCCUCAACGAGUACAGGCCCAACUUGGACACUCGGUUUCUGAUGAGUGCUGACCUGCGUCGGUUCUCGUCUGCUUUCUAUCAUGCCAUCUAUGCUUACCGCGAGGAGCGUGAUCUGACCGAGGAAGAGUUGCAGGGGAAGCUAGAGCAGCGUGCUAGGGUGAUGGAGAUGGAGCGACAGGCGGCUUUGGAACGCGAGCAUGGAUACCGCGGCGCGCAGGCGAUUUUGAGGAUGGAGGCAAGGAUAGCUCAGGGUCUGCCUGCAGAGUCGCCGACGACGAUGCGGGAGAUUUCGUUGUAUUCCGAUAGGAAAGAAAAGGUUGUUGCGGAUGAUGCAAUUUCGCUUUUUGAUAUGGAGCUGGAUGAUGGUGAGGAGGGCGUUGCACGUGUGCCUGAUCUGGAUUGUGUUGCGGAGGAGGAUGAAGAGUCCGAAGAGGAGGAGGAGAAUGCGCAGUUGGUGUUGAAGGAUCUGAGAAGGAGCAAGUCUGUUGCCUCGUUGGGUGGAUCCCGAUAUGAGAACCAGCCUCGGUCGUCGACUUCUUCAGCAAGGAGCUCGGGAUCCAUCUCGACCGCUCCCACAUCCGUUGGACCCUCUUCGCCGCGACAACUUGCGCAGCAGAGGCAGUACUAUCAGCAAAACGGGUAUCUCUCGCCUACCUCCUCGGCCAUGCCUACCUCGCCCUUGUCACCAACUCAUGGUGCCAGUCUCUUGUCGCGGUCGAAUACUCUUGCCCGCUCGGUCUCGCUCAAGUUCCACCCGGUCUCGCCUGGCGAUAUCUUUGGAAUCAGUCAGCGUGCGGUCGAAAAGCGUGAGCUCGAGGGCUUCUUGGCAGUUGCUAGGACGACGAUUACGCGCAAGAAAGCCGCGUCCAGGAAGCGAUCCAUGCAGCAGCGUCAGAUGUCCAAGAUGAGAACCUUGACCGGUGCUGAGCCUUUGAGGACUACCACCGCUAUCCAUGCAGUUCCCACCAUGCCGGCGACACGUCGUCAAAGGGUCAGGAAUCAGACUGUUCCUUCUUUUGCUGAUGGACAAGGUGUGUCUCCACAGGCCUUCGCCUCGUCGACCAUUGCGGCCUCGGUCCUUCGCCGUGAGCGAUCCAAGAAGACCCGCAAAGCGCUUGCGGAUUACUUGGCCAAGGGCAUGACCUUUAAUGAUGCCCUCCAAGCUCGCGAGGUCGAUGUUAAGAAGCAAAAGCGUAAGGAGAAGCGUGCUCAACAAAAGGCCCUUGCCAAGGCUGAGACCGAGCGUGAGGCAGCAGCAGCAGCAGCGAUUGCUGACGCGAUCUCGCAGCGUGGUUGGAACCAUGGUGGCGGUUUGUCGGCGACCGAGUUGAUGGAGGAGGAGGCCGAGAUCUUGGAGGCGUUUGAUUACCUGAGCGAUGCUGAGUUCCAGGAGUUUAUGGAUCUUGCUGGCCUGACGAUGGAGGAUGUCCAGGCGAUCCGUGAAAAGUCUGUGGCGUUGUCUGUCAGCAAGGUUGCAGAGGAUAUUGUCAAGAACCCUGUUGACGACGUCGUUGUUCCAGUGGUUGCUCCUAUCUCGUACAACAAUGACAGCGAGUCGACGUCGGAGGAGGACGAUGAGGAGAUUGUCUUUAACCACCAGCGUCGUCGUCAAGCUUCGAUGGUCGCCGAGUUGGCUUCUGCUCCAGCAAUGGCGGACGACACUCGUGUUGAGCCACGACCCUUCAGGAUCCCCCACAUGACCUCGAUGGACCUGUUGUUCAAGCACGCCUCGGUCGUCGGUGACGCCAACUUGCGUCUGUAUCCCACUCGUCCCUCCAGCCCCACCAUCUCGGAUUACGAGUCUGACUCUAUGCACGGUGGUCUUUUGUCCCGCGCUGCAUCUGUGAUGCGCAAGCAUCAGACCGGUGCCGAUUGUGACGACGAUGAGGACGAAAAUGUCACCUCCCCACCCUUCUCUGCCGCCGCUCUCCGUCGCUCGAUGCCUUCUGCCACCGAUGGUGCACCAUCGACCCCAUACGCGACGCGCCCCAUCUCCAAGCAGAGUCCAUAUGUAACGGCACCCACCCACAAUAACCACCGUCAGGAGCCUCAGGAGAUGGUCUUGAAUGCUCCUCAGCAACAGAUCAACAACCACACCCACCACAAGCAGCUCCAAACCGUCGCCGCUAUCACCAUUGCCGCCCCCGUCCCUGCUCCCGUCCCUGUUCCUUCGAACCUGUUCCAGUUCGAGACCGUUGUCGACUACUCGGAUGAGGAUGAGUACUAUGAGGAAGAAGAGGAGAUUAUGGUCUUUACCUCUAGUCAGCAGCAGAUGCAGCAGCAGGUAGUCGUUGAGACGAAGGAGGAGACAGAGGACGAGGCCGAGUUGAGGGAAUUGUUGGAGUCGAUGUCUGAGGAGGAGCGGUUCGAGUUCUUGAGGCUGAGCCAUCAGGAUUCUGCGAUGCCACUCGCUCAAAGUGUCCUCGUCGGUGGUCGCUAA
This is a messenger RNA of Linnemannia hyalina, 2868 nucleotides long. The record is from the annotation of a GenBank genome assembly. NCBI's taxonomy places the organism in Eukaryota, Fungi, Mortierellomycota, Mortierellomycetes, Mortierellales, Mortierellaceae.